CAGCACUUCUGCCAGCCGCCUCGCCCCGCCUGCAGCCCGGGACCAGCGGGUAUGGUCUCACUCUAGACCAGGCUGACCAGGAAUGGAAGUCCUGAGGUGCUGACACCAUACUAUCUCAUACAACUAAUGGAGAUGAGUAAAGACAUGACAAGCCAAGAGGAACUUUGGGAAAUGAAACCUAGGAGAAAUCUAGAGGAUGGUGAUUAUUUGACUGAGGACAAGGGAGAGUCCAGCAUGCUGAAAAGACCCGUGCUUUUGCAUUUGCAGCAAACAGCCUGUGUUGAUGAAUUUGAUUGCCCCUUAGAGCUUCAGCACACACAGGAACUCUUCCCAUAUUGGCGCCUGCCACUUAAGAUGGCUGCUGUUCCAGCAUUUCUCACUUUUCUAUACACUCUUCUGAGGGAAGUCAUUUACCCUUCUGUAACUUCCCAUCAACAUUUUUAUAGAAUUCCAAUCCUGGUCGUCAACAAAGUCUUGCCAAUGGUUUCCAUUUCCCUCUUGGCCUUGGUGUAUUUGCCAGGAGUGAUAGCAGCAGUUGUACAGCUUCGUAAUGGAACUAAGUAUAAAAAAUUUCCAUCUUGGCUAGAUAGGUGGAUGUUGGCAAGAAAACAGCUGGGGCUUCUCAGUUUCUUUUUCGCUGUCCUGCAUGCUCUCUAUAGUCUAUCUUACCCAAUGAGGCAGUCCUACAGGUACAAGUUGCUCAACUGGGCCUACCAGCAGGUCCAACAAAAUAAAGAAGAUGCCUGGAUUGAACAUGAUGUUUGGAGAAUGGAGAUUUAUGUGUCCCUGGGAAUUGUGGGACUUGCCAUGCUGGCUUUCUUGGCUGUGACAUCUAUUCCAUCUGUGAGUGACUCUUUGACAUGGAGAGAAUUUCACUAUAUCCAGAGCAAGCUAGGAAUUGUUUCCCUUCUGCUGGGCACAGCACAUGCCUUGAUUUUUGCCUGGAAUAAAUGGAUAGAUAGCAAACAAUUUAUAUGGUAUACACCUCCGACUUUUAUGAUAGCAAUUUUCCUUCCAAUUGUGGUUCUGAUGAGUAAAGCCAUUCUGUUCCUGCCCUGCUUGAGAAAGAAGAUACUGAAGAUUAGACGUGGUUGGGAAGAUCGCACCAAAAUCAACAGAACUAAGGCAUCUACUCAAUUGUAGAAUUUUGUUUAUAAACAUUUCUUUCAUAUUGAUAUGUUUUAUCACAACCAUUUCAAAUUUGUUAAUAAAAUGACCACUUGUAGGCUCUUAA
Molecule: messenger RNA, 1234 nt
Organism: Jaculus jaculus (lesser Egyptian jerboa)
Lineage: Eukaryota; Metazoa; Chordata; Mammalia; Rodentia; Dipodidae
Gene: Steap1
Product: STEAP family member 1
Exons: 6
Coding region: 127-1143 (338 amino acids)
Cellular component (GO): plasma membrane; endosome
Source: RefSeq, a predicted model, not a curated record